Molecule: messenger RNA, 5064 nt
Organism: Paramuricea clavata
Lineage: Eukaryota; Metazoa; Cnidaria; Anthozoa; Malacalcyonacea; Plexauridae
Source: the annotation of a GenBank genome assembly
GAUCUUCGCACAGAAAGAUAUUAAAUGGCCUAGAUUUUGUUCCACGAUGGCAGUGAAAUCAUUUUCCAAAGAACAAUUGAAUUUCUUUAAGUUUUCUACGCUUGUUCUUGAUGAGUUUCCCAAGGUGUUGCGUCAAAUUUUUAUCACCAUGUGGGAUAGCAAGGUUACUGUAAGACCAGGAUUCAUUCCAUGGGAUGACAGUAUCACGGUACGGAACAUGCUUCUUAAAUCUGAAGGUGGUAAAACAGAUAUACCAACUACGAAAUCAAUUGAGGAGUGGGACUGUACAGCUUUGUUUAAAGCAACAAUCUAUGCCAAAACAUUUGGUGUUCCAAGCAGCAAGGGAUCAACUUUGAAUGAUUUAUAUUUAAAGAAAGUUAAACCACCUUCUGUUUCUUUUCAUUCAUCAGUUCAAAGUUCAACAGGAAAUCAAGACGAGACCUACGCCUUGGCAAUUGACCAACUGCGAUUAUUGAGAAACACUCUUUGCCAUUCGCCAAAACCUGAAAUAAUUAAAACUGAUUUUGAUAACUAUGUACAAUUGGUAACCAACGCUUUAGUAGCAGUUAAUGUUGAUACCGUUUUUGUUGAUACUAUUGGUCAAAUGAACGAGGAUGAUUUCCCUACAGGGAAAGUUCAAGAAUUACAUGAAUGUCUUUUGAAUGAGUUACGAGCCAACAGUGUGUUUCAUGAGAAUAUGGAGUAGAAGUUGUCUUCUAUUGAUGAACGAACCGAAAAAAUAGAGAAUUCGGAGGAGAAUAUGCAGCAGAAAUUGUCCUCUAUUGCUGAACGAACAGAAAAAAUAGAGAAUGUGGAGGAGAAUAUGCAGCAGAAGUUCUCCUCUAUUGAUGAACGAACAGAGAAUGUGGAGGAGAAAUUGGUCUUUAUUGAUGAACGAACAGAUAAAAUUCAUACAAUGAUGAAAAAUAGCAGUUUUGUAGGGAAGAGAAAUCUACCAGGUAACCUUAUUCAGACAACGUUUGUCUGCUAAUUAAUAAAAGGUUGUCAUUAAUAUUAGGGGCCAUUCACAAAGGAUGUCCGGCCAAAUGAUGGAUUUUCAGACCCCCCACCCACCCUUGUCCGGCAUUGUCCGAAUUGGUGACCCCUCCUCCCCCCCCGGACAUCCGCCAUGCCUCGCAAAAACUCACGCGACCUUGUAUAUGUCAAGAGUAAAAACUUUUUUUACUUUUAGAACUUUUUUAUAACUAUAAAUGUAAACAUAUAAAUUACCAAUUAAACCAAAAUCUAGUAUUAACCGCAUAGUCAAAAUGCCAAUUUCACAAUGGAAAGGAGAGUUCAAAAUAGAGGAAAAAGAAAUUUGUUUUUGAAUUUUUUUAAAAUGUCGGACAUCCGGAUUGCUAAAAACUCCCCUCCCCCCAUGUCCGAGUUUGUCCUGAUCCCCCCCCCCCUCGGCUCGGACAUCCUUUGUGAAUGGUCCCUUAGCAGGAACCUCGUAUUUAGCGCGGGAAAAUUGCUUUAAUUAAAAUCAUAUCAUUAAACCUAGAAACAUUACCCAAGCCAUAUGUUCCAAGCCCUGUUCCAUUCUUUACUGGUAGAGAAGAUGAAAUUGAAGAAAUUACAAACCUUAUAACUGGCCAAUCAACACGACUGUUAAACAUCUGGGGAUCUCCUGGAUUUGGUAAAACAUCAACCGCUAUUGAAGUUGCACGCCAUCUUUUGUCUCUCAGCUGCCCUGUGUAUUUUUUUAAAUUGCAGGGUAUUGGAACAGUAGAUGGAUUUUUAUCUAAAAUUUUAAGUAUUUUUAAGAGUAAUUUAGCAGAUCUUAGUCUAAAACCUAUAGAUAAGAUAGUAAGUAUUUUUAGAGAAAUUUCGUCUCGGAUUUUUCUUAUAUUUGAUAACCUUGAUGAUCUUCUGUUGGCUGAAAGCAGUAAUCUUACAUGUUUAUUUGAAGAAUUGUUGGAUAGUAAUGUUAACAUCAAUGUAGUUUUUACAACGAGGGAGUUUUUAGAAAAUAUGCGCGACCAAAUAAGGGGUUUUCAAGACAUCAGAAUUCGACCCCUUCAUCCAAUUUCGUCUGUUCAAUUUGUCCGUCAAAUUCUUCCUUCAUUUUCUGAAAGCGUUGUUGCAAAUGUGGCUAGAAUUUCUUCCCAUGUUCCUCUGGCUAUGAGACUCGUUGCUUCGUUAGUUGAGUACAACACGGAUGAUAUGGCAAAUAAGAUACUUGAUGAAUUAAGUCUUUCCGGAAAUAUUUUAGAGAUAGACAGGUCAUACGAGCAAAACAUGAAAAGGUUAUUCGAGACUCCUUUUGAGCAGCUGACUUUAAGUGACAAACACGCGCUGAUUUCUUUAACCGUGUUUUCAUCCGGUAGAAUAAGUAAAGAUGCUGCAGUUGAUGUUAUUUCUGAUGAAAUUGGACUUGUGAAAGCUCUAGGGAUCCUUAAAACACUUGUGAAGAAAUCACUAAUUGAUGAAAAUCCCUGUGGAGAAUAUUACUCUAUUCACCCUCUCAUUCAUUCUUUUGUUGUAGAUAAAGCAGAAGAAAGAGAUUUUGAGAAUGUCUUCGAAUCCUCUAGAAUUCGCUAUUGUAGGUAUUACUUUCUUUUUUUUGAAAGGAUUAAUGACGAUUUUCUUUCUGGGAAGUCGGUGGACACUCCCCAACUGCAAGACACAAUGGAGCAUCUGCCGAUUGCCAUUCAUUAUUUUAUGACAAGCACAUGUAGUUCGGAAAGUUCCGAAGAUCUUUUUCGCAUCUUAUCUAAGGCCGAAAUAUUUCUUUUUCUUGUUGGUUUACCCUCCGGUGAAUCGCUAGAUAUUUCCGAAUUGUAUGAUUUUGCUAUAGAAAAAUGCAGCACACAGCAAAACAAUUACGCUUACUCAAAGUUGCACGUCAGCAAAUAUUUUGAAAGUAUUGCAUGUGCACUGUUACCUUCGAAGUUUGAGUAUUUAGAAUUACCUAGGCCUGAACAUAUACGUGCAGACGUCAUGUUGUUAUUGGAUGGUAGUGCAGCAAAAUUAGGCUGUUAUGAAGGAAUUUCACUUAUUUAUAAAGGACAUAUAAAGUCAGGUAUUGAAUGUAUUGAAAAACAUGUCGAUGGUUUACAAAAUUGCGCUGAUCAACAACUUAUAAAAUGCUUAUGCCUGCAGCUUCUUGCUCUGUUUUAUACCGAUUUAAAAGAGUGCAGCAAAUCGAGCCAGUUCAGUAGAGAGGCCAUCGAGGUUUGUAAAGAAAUUGGUAACUACAAUCUCUUUUUAAUUGGUGAGUGUGAGGGAACUUUAUAUAUGACGCAAAAGGAAUAUAAAGGCGAGCAAUUAAUAUUAUUUGUCUAUCUAUUAUAUAUGUGGUCAAAAGAUAUUUUAAAUGACGAGACACAACUCUACUUUUCAAACUUUGUUCAUCAGUUAGAACAGCAGCUAGAAAAUAAGGCAUUCAAUGCUUUACAAUAUUUAUUUAAGAUUUUCAUAUACGGUGAUUCUUUUUUAGCCUUGGGUGUUGGUGUAGGACAAGAAAGUCUUUUCCAAGAAAAGAUUACGUUUCUAAAAAAGUCAGUGAUGUCUGAUGAUUAUUUUUCUUUGACAGACAGAACAGCUCCGAUCAUGUCGGAGAUGUCUUCGACUUUGUCUCCUCCGCGAUUGAUUAAUUGCUACACUUUUCAAAUGAUCAUGGACGAUAGAGAAAAUAAAAAAGGUCCUAGUGUUAUCGACACAUGCCGUAACGUGCUUGAUCUUUCACUUAAGCAAUAUGGUGAAAAACAUCUGAAUACGGCGUUCUGUUACCUUAGAAUUGGCUUGGCUGAGAAUAAGGCUGAGAAUUAUAUUUCUGCCUGUAAUGCAUUUGAUCAGGCUCUUGAAAUUAUGACUGUCAUUUAUGAUGAGAGCAGCAGCAGUGAUCAUGUUUUAGCCGAUGUUUAUAUCGGCAAAGGAGAGGCGUGUCAAUGCUUGAACAAAUUCGAAUCCGUUGUAUUUUUUGAAGAAGCUCUUAGAAUAAAAAGGAAAUUGUGCGAUGAAGGUACUGAAGAAAUCGCCCGUAUCUUAGUUUUGCUUGGGCGUUCGCAACAGUGUUUCGAUGAUUUCUCCUCUAGUCUUGCAACAUUUGAACAGGCUCUGCAAAUAUGGAAGAAAUUGUACGCUGAGAAGCCAAGCUCCAGUGGGUAUAUGUAUGUAGUUGAAUGUUACUGUAGUAUUGGAAAGGUGCAAAACGCUCUUGGCAACAACACUGAAAGUAUAAAAUCUUUCAAAACUGUACUUGAAGUUAGCUCGGUUUGCGACCAAGAUCGUUCAAUUGUACAAAGUUUUAUAAGUUUUAUUAGUUUGGAUCUUUUAGAUUUGAGGGUAGAUGAGAACAUGUAUAUGGAAUUGUUGGAAAGUAAUUUACGGGUGCUCAAGGAAAAUUGUAGGCCGCUCUUGCCUACAUUGUAUUUCAGAUUAGGUUCAAAACAAGUUGAGUCAGGGAAGUAUAAAGCUGGUCUAGCGUUCUUUCUAGAAGCUCUUGACUUUGAGUUAGAGAUCAUACUGAGAAGCGAUUUUGCCAAUCGAGAGUUGACGGUUUCAUGCUACAUUGCCAUGGUUGUAACUUUAGCUAAUAUUGGAAAGUUUAAAUUGGCGAGUAAGGCAGUUGAGAGAGCAACACAAGUAGCAGAAUCACUUCCUGAAGGUACACAACAUCUUUGGAUAUUUCGAUGUUAUACGUGGAAGGGUCGCAUUCAAAACGAAAUGCGAGAAUAUAUUACAGCAAUUGAGUCCCUUAAACACGCACUUCUGCAGUUUCCAAAAAUUUGUCAUGAAUCCUGUGAUAAAUUUGAAGAAUUUGAGUGUCAUAGGGCGAUAGCAGCAGCUCAUGUCUUUGUUGGAUCGUAUAAAGAUGCGCUUACGUCUUUGUAUGACGCAUUGUCUGUCACUAAAUGUCGUUUUCCUGAGGGAAGCGUAGCUGAAGCUGAUGUAUAUGUCGCUGUGGCCAAAGUCGCACAAGAAAUGAAAAACAAAACUUUAGAAGUGAGUAAUUUGCGUUUGGCGUAUAAGAUGUGUUCAAAAGUUCUGGGAGAAACUCACUCCCAAACAAAAGUAAUCUACAUUGCAUACGCCAGAGCUCUUAUAUGUCUACGUUAA